Hibiscus syriacus is the source of this 1636-nucleotide messenger RNA. Its product is annotated as cytochrome P450 711A1-like. Gene Ontology annotation, molecular function: oxidoreductase activity, acting on paired donors, with incorporation or reduction of molecular oxygen; heme binding; monooxygenase activity. NCBI's taxonomy places the organism in Eukaryota, Viridiplantae, Streptophyta, Magnoliopsida, Malvales, Malvaceae. The record is from RefSeq and is a predicted model, not a curated record.
GGAAAUGGCUCUUGGUUAUGAAGCUGUCCAAAGUUCGGAUGGUGGUGCAGAAGGGAUCUGGUUCUACCCUGAUGUUUCUAUCGUGUCGAUAAUCUUUACGGUGUUGGCCAUGGUUGCAGGAGUGGUGUAUUUGUAUGAGCCGUAUUGGAAGGUGAGAAGGGUGCCUGGUCCACCGACUGUCCCACUGGUAGGACACCUGCCCUUGAUGGCUAAGUACGGCCCUGAUGUGUUUUCAGUCCUUGCUAAACAAUACGGUCCUAUUUUCAGGUUUCAUAUGGGUAGACAACCCUUGAUAAUCGUAGCAGAUGCAGAGCUCUGUAAAGAAGUUGGAAUAAAGAAAUUCAAGGACAUUCCAAACAGAAGCAUUCCCUCACCUAUUGCUUUCCCACUUCAUCAAAAAGGUCUCUUUACUUCCAGGGAUUCAAGAUGGUCGACUAUGAGAAACGCGAUAUUAUCUGUCUAUCAACCGUCACACUUGGCAAGCCUAGUUCCAACCAUGCAGGAUUACAUUGAAUCCGCUACUGAAAAUUUCCAUUUAUCUCAACAAGAUAUUGUUUUCUCAAACCUCUCACUCAAGCUGGCCACUGAUGUAAUUGGACAAGCUGCAUUUGGGGUUAACUUUGGCCUCACCAGACCACAAUCGAUCAAUGAAUCGAUCAAGACUGUGGAUAAACAAGAACAAGUCUUUGACUUCAUCAAUCAACAUAUAUACUCCACAACACAACUUAAGAUGGACUUGUCUGGUUCUAUGUCGAUUAUACUAGGUCUACUUGUUCCCAUAUUACAGGAGCCUUUCAGGCAGAUUCUGAAACAUCCAGGAACUAUGGACUGGAAAGUUGAGAGGACUAAUAAGAAGUUGAGUGGUAGGCUUGAUGAGAUUGUAUCUAACAGAAUGAAAGACAAGAACCGAGGUUCAAAGGACUUCUUGUCUCAAAUAUUGAGUGCAAAGGAAUCCCAGAAUGUGGCUAAUAAUGUUUUCACCCCGGAUUACAUCAGUGCAGUUACUUAUGAGCACCUUCUUGCUGGUUCAGCAACAACAUCCUUUACACUGUCAUCGAUCGUCUAUUUAGUUGCCGGACAUCAGGAUGUUGAGAAAAAGUUGGUUGCAGAGAUUGAUGGAUUUGGACCACAUGACCAGGUGCCAACAGCUUAUGAUCUCCAACAUAAAUUUCCUUAUCUUGAUCAGGUGGUCAAAGAAGCCAUGAGGUUCUACAUAGUUUCUCCAUUAGUUGCAAGAGAAACAUCAAAAGAAGUGGAGAUAGGAGGUUACCUUCUGCCUAAGGGAACUUGGGUGUGGUUAGCAGUUGGGGUCUUAGCAAAAGAUCCAAAGAAUUUCCCAGACCCUGAUAAGUUUAUACCAGAGAGGUUUGAUCCAAACUGUGAAGAAGAGAAACAAAGGCACCCUUAUGCUCUUCUACCCUUCGGAAUUGGGCCUCGGGCAUGUGUUGGCCAGAAAUUUUCCAUACAGGAAAUCAAACUCUCCUUGAUUCACCUAUAUCGGAAAUAUACAUUCCGACAUUCUCCCACCAUGGAAAACCCUUUGGAGCUUGAAUAUGGCAUAGUUCUUAACUUCAAACACGGUGUAAAGCUAACUGUCGCAAAAAGAACGUGAUUAUUGUAUCUGACUGAGUCAUAU